This is a messenger RNA of Triplophysa rosa, 2496 nucleotides long. RefSeq lists its product as uncharacterized. The coding region runs from base 396 to 2081 and encodes 561 amino acids. Lineage: Eukaryota; Metazoa; Chordata; Actinopteri; Cypriniformes; Nemacheilidae. The record is from RefSeq and is a predicted model, not a curated record. The transcript has 19 exons.
CCUCAUCUCCAGUCCCUAGUGAAGAUCUGGUCCUGAAAGCUAUCAAUGAUCUCAGAAACAAAAGAGAAUCAAACAUCAGUGAUUCUGUGAAGCUGACGAAUGUCACCUAUGAGAAAAUCUCAGAGACCUCUUAUGCAGUCAUCUUUACAUUUACUCUGAGUAACAUCAGCAUGCCAGAGGACCCAGAGCUCAGAAACAGUACUUCCAAACAAGUGCAGGACAUGAUCAACGAUGUGCUGAACACUCUUCUGAAUGACCCUGACAGUAAGAAGAUUGAACCCACCUCCUCCAAUUUUUAGAGCGCAUCAGACAAAAUCAAUGCCAAUGUGGACUACACCUUCCAAGACAGCGAUGAGAAACGACCUGUCAGCUUCCUCAAUGAGCUCCGUUCACUGAUGGGACUGACCACUACAACAGUGCCUCCACAGGCAAGCGUCUUCCCUGUGACAUCUGUACUGGAAACAUCUGGUUCAGCAGAGGUGACAAGCAGACUAGUGUUCAACUCCUCAUCUCCAGUCCCCAGUGAAGAUCUGGUGCUCAGCGCUGUCAACAGUCUCAGAAACUCUAGAGAGUCAAAACUUGAUAAAUCAGUGAAGCUAAAGAAUGUGACCUAUGAAAAAAUCUCAGACACCUCCUAUGCGGUCAUCUUUAAAUUUAGUCUGACUAAAGUCAGCAUGUCUAACUCUGUCGAGAAAGUGCUGUAUAGUACCAACACUGCGCUCAACACUCUACUGAAUGAGCCUGCAAUACCUUUUGAUGCCACACUCUCCAAUUUCACGAAAAACGAGAAGCAGAUUGAUGUUUUGAUGGGCCAUGUCUUCAAUGAUAAAGAUGUAAUAAAACCUGUCAGUUUCUUAAAAGAGCUUGAGUCACAAAAACUAUCUCAGACCAAACUUAUAGAAGGGAAGGCGGUUAUUCGCAUUCGCAUUCUGGUUGAAACGCUGGGCCCCAUACCUAAGGAAAAUGCAAUUCUGGGGUUGGUGUACUCUUUGCUGGAUGCACGUUUUACAACUAAACAAAAUGGUAGAACGGAAAAGCUUGGUGAACCCGUCAGCUUUCAGAACGUGUCCUUUCAUAGAAUUUCUGAUCAUUCAUAUGCCCUCGACUUUGGAUUUGAGAUCAACAACGUCUCAAUGGCAGAGAACAAAGGAAACAGAAAUAACACCUUCAAAAUUAUCAAAGACGCUAUAAAUAAAUUGCUAAAUGAAAUCCUCAAAGAAAACUCAUCAGCUGAUAAGAUCAAUUUUGAUGAGGUCGAUUUCAAGAAUGACUUUGCUGAGAUCACGGCAGAUGUGGUUUAUAGCGUCUCAAAAAGCAACAUCAAGGCUCCCAGUAAAUUUCUCUUCAAACUUUUUGAAGACAUAACUCCGAGCAGACUUGGAACGGUAAUCAUUGACAUUCGGCUUGUGUUUAAAACGCGAGGCCCCAUACCAACUGAGAGUUCUGUUCUACAGUUAGCCAACUCUCUGCUAGACUCACGACUCAGAACCAAACGAGAAGUGACAAAACUCAAUGACCCUGUGAGCUCUGUGAAUGUCACCUAUACAAAACUUUCUAACAACUCGUAUGCCCUCAAUUUUGGAUUUGAAAUCAUCAAUGUUAAUAUGUCUGAGAGACUUGUACUCAGGAACAGCACAUAUGAUCUAAUCCAGGACUCUAUUAAUAAACUGCUGAACCAGAUCUUAAACGACCCAAAAGGCACUCCAUUUGUGUUCGAUAGGGCCAAAUUCACGGGCAAUACCACUGUGAUUAAGGCAGAUGUUGAGUAUGUUUUCUCAGAUGAUGACAUCAAGUUUCCCAGUCCUUUCCUCAAAGAACUUCUCUAUGUUAAUAGUGACACUACCACCGCUGCACCUACAACCACAUUCUUUCCCAUCGUGGUAAACACUACACCAAACAACAGCACUAGUGUGACGUGGAUUGUGGCUAUAAUCGUACCCUGUGCUAUAGCCAUCAUGCUUAUACCUUGCUGGAUUCUACUUUGCUGUUUGCUGUGUGGUUGCUGUGCCCGAUUAAGACAACGCUGGCACAGAAGACGGUCAUACAACGUGCAGUACACCACUCGAAACAGCAUCUUCUAAUAAAUUUAAAAGACAAACGGAAAAAAAACAGCAACUCAAGCAACUGUAACGCACGACUUCAGCACACUGUUAAAAAUUACUUUCUCUGUUUCUAAUUAAAAAUGUACCAUUGAUUAAUUUAUGGUAAUAUUUAACUUGGCAAUGAUUAUGGUAACUUAGAGCUUUUAUAAUACUAUUUAUUUUCUUCCUGUAUUGCUGGACAGACAGGAGCUGCACAAAAUUGUAAUGAAAGUGAUUUAUUUUUCUGAACUGUAUUAUGUGAUGAAAACAUUAUUUAUUAAUACCUGUGCAAUGUUUACAAUGGUUUACAAGGUUGAUUUUUUCCUACAAAUUAUUAAUUUAUUAAAUGUUACACAUUUCAGUAUAAUGGGCAAAUGUGACAAAAUUUAAUUUAUUUAUACAAAUUAAACUUAUU